AUGAGUCGUGCUGAAGUUGAUUUGCAAAUCAGUGUCCGUAAGGCUUGCAAUGCUGAAGAAGUUCCUCCGAAGCGGAAGCAUGUUCGUGCUUGUAUUGUGUAUACGUGGGAUCACAAGAACUCAAGAGCGUUUUGGAAUGCAGUGAAGAUUCAACCGUUGCAAAGCAGUGAAAUCCAAUUGUUUAAAGCAUUGAUAAUGAUCCACAAAGUUCUUCAAGAAGGCCACCCUAACACAUUGAAGGACAGUUACAGAAAUAAGGAUUUUUUGUAUUCAUUAUCGACAGUUUUUCCUAGCUCAAGUAGCUAUGGUCGUUUGAUCAAUCAGUAUGACCGAUUUCUUUUGAGCAAAUUGGACUUCCACAGGAAUAAUCCUGGUUUCAAUGGAAUGUUCGAGUAUGAAGAGUAUAUUUCAUUAAGAACGGUGAAUGACCCCAACGAAGGAUAUGAAUCCAUUUUGCAAUUAAUGGACUUACAAGAUUCCAUCAACGAGUUGCAGAAGCUCAUCUUCGUAACUAUUCAUCAAUCCCCAAAUAACUUGUGCAAAGUCAGUGCUUUGGUUCCAUUGAUUUCAGAAUCUUAUGGUAUCUACAAAUUCUUAAUUUCAAUGUUAAGAGCUAUGUAUCAACAAUUGGGCGAUGAUGAAGCUCUAUCCGUAUUAUUUGAGAGAUUUGACUCACAACACUUUCUUUUGAGAGAUUUCUACACCGAUUGUCAAUCAAUUAAGUUCUUGACAAGUUUGAUUACUAUCCCAAGAUUAGGAGGCAAUCCUCCAAACUUGAGAAUUAGUGAUGAUUCUGAGAAUCCAUCUACUGAUACAGCACCUGUAAGUAAUGAUUCUACUUCUCACUUAUCACAACAGCCUACCUCAAAUGUUGAAACUCCUUCACUUCCUCCUCCAGUUGAUCUGAUUCAUUUGCAACAGACAGGAAUUUUCGAUCAGCAACAACAGUUCCAGCAGCAGCAGCAAUACUUAGAAGCUCAGCGUCAGCAACAGUUAGCUGAGCAAGCCGAAAGGCAAAGGAUGUUCGAGCAACAAAAGAGGGAACAAGAACAAAGAAGAUUGCAAGAGCAAGAAUAUUUGAGGCAGCAACAAACUCAAGCACAGGUUCUGCGUGUUUCAGAAUUAGAACAUGACCUAGUCAUGUUUAAAAACCAAUUUGAUAAUGACCAGGCAUUAUUGCAACAGUACGAUGCCCGAGUGAAUACGUUGGAAAACGAAUUGGCGAAAAUUAAUGAGACCGCCACACAACAAGUCGCGUCUAAAGAUGAACAGAUUAAAACUUUGGAAGAACAGGUUAAUAACUGGGCCAAAAAGUAUGAAGCUCUCGCAAAGUUGUACUCUCAGUUGCGCCUGGAACACUUGAAUCUUUUGGCCAAAUUUAAGAAGAUUCAACAAAAAAUUAGCAGUGCUCAAGAGUCUAUAUUGAAGACUGAGAAGGUUGAGAAAGAUCUUAAAGCGAAAAAUCUUGAACUAGCAGAUUUGAUUCGUGAACGUGAUCGUGCUAGAUUGGACUUGGAUCGCACAAAAGCGUCUAAAGACCAAGAAAUCGAAAAGUUGCAAGCAGAAAUAAGAGAAUUGAACGCGCAGAUGAAUGAUUCUGGGAAGUUACAUUCCACCAAUCUCGACACAUUGCUUUCCAAACAUCAACAGGAAAUUGAUAGACUCAAUGCGGAGCUAGUAGAGAAAGAUAUGAAGCUCACUUCUUUGGGUGAUAUCAGUGAGAUCCAGGAAAAGUUGAAAGAAAAGGAUGUGGAUAUUGAAAUUGCACAAGAAUCAUUGGAUAGUGCAUUACAAGAGUUGGCUACAUCGAAAAAAUUCUAUUUGGAACAUGGAGUCAAAAAGUUAUUGAAUUUGUUGGAUGUCAUUUUGGCUAAUAAUGUCAGACGUAUACAGGACUCGAAGCACGAGUUGUCUUCGCCAAUGCAAGCUGGUAACUCCAACGCUUCACCGGAGUAUUUGUUAUCCGUCAUUGAUUUAUGUUCUGACACUGCGACUGACUUUGCUCAGGCAUUCAACAAUUUCAUUGCAGAAAGUAAUGUAUCAUAUGAAGAUCCUGAAGAUUCCACUCAUUCCGAAAUCAUUUUAGCAAGUUCUGAACUUACUGCGACAAUCAAUGAUUUGAUGUUAAAUGCAAAAGGUUUGAGUCGGAACCUAUCUACCUCAGAUGAGGAAAGUCUUGUUAGUCUCAUCAGCACAAUGCUUACUAGCGCGGAAUCCUUCUUCCUGAGUUUAACAUCUGAUACUUUAGAUGAAUUAGACAGUGACGAUGACAAAAUUGAUUUUGUCAUUGAUUGCAAUGUUCUGUUUCAACAUUCAUUGCAAGACGUCUCCUCUUUGGUUGAUAAACUUAGAGGCAGAAACUCGUCAAAGCUUAUCAAAGGUAAGAUCGAAGAUGCCGUUGAUAAUGAGAUGGACGAAACCGCCAAGGCUGUCGACUCAGCAACUGAAUUUCUCAACAAGCUUUUGCUUUCAGCCUCUCAGUCAUCAAAUUUCGAAAUUCAUGAAUCUAUUGUAUCCGCAGCAUUAUCGAUCACAAAAGCUAUUCAAUUAUUGAUCAUCGCUGCUACCAAAUGCCAGAGAGAAAUUGUGGAUCGCAAUAAAGGUAACGGGACAAGAAGGGACUUCUAUAAGAAAAACAACAGAUGGACUGAAGGUUUAGUUAGUGCUGCGAAGGCGGUAGCUGGUGCCACAAACAUUUUGAUCCAAACAGCAGAUGGUGUCCUUAAAAAUGAAAAUUCCCAUGAGCAGUUGAUCGUUGCAUGUAACGAAGUGGCUGCAUCUACUGCGCAACUCGUUGCAGCUGCGAGAGUGAAAGCUAAUUUCAUGUCUAAGCUGCAAGAUGACUUAGAAGGAUCUUCAAGGACUGUUAAUACAGCAUGUAAGUCGUUAGUGGCUAAAGUUCAGUCAUUACUUACUAAUGCUGGUGAUUCAGACCAAUCUGUUGAUUUGAGCAAGCUUACGCCAUAUGAAGGUAAAACUUUGGAAAUGGAGCAGCAGGUUGAAAUCUUAAAACUUGAAAACCUGUUGGUAGCAGCCAGAAAGAAGCUUGCUGAAAUUAGAAAGUUUGGUUACAAAGACGAUGUGUCAGAUGAUGAAGUUUGA
Messenger RNA from Clavispora lusitaniae ATCC 42720, 3102 nucleotides. RefSeq names its product Sla2p (gene SLA2). Gene Ontology annotation, cellular component: actin cortical patch; clathrin-coated vesicle. The record is from RefSeq and is a predicted model, not a curated record. Gene Ontology annotation, molecular function: phosphatidylinositol-3,5-bisphosphate binding; phosphatidylinositol-3,4-bisphosphate binding; clathrin light chain binding. Gene Ontology annotation, biological process: endocytosis; clathrin coat assembly; actin filament organization. Lineage: Eukaryota; Fungi; Ascomycota; Pichiomycetes; Serinales; Metschnikowiaceae.